Molecule: messenger RNA, 753 nt
Organism: Prorocentrum cordatum
Lineage: Eukaryota; Dinophyceae; Prorocentrales; Prorocentraceae
Source: the annotation of a GenBank genome assembly
GUCUGCGCAAGUCUUCGGGGUGGCCAACGCGCUGGGCUUCGGCAUCAGCGUGGCCACGGGCUCGCACGCGCACUUGGACCUCAUAGGCACGGGCGCGUUCGUGGCCGUGGCCGCGGCCACGCGGGGCCCAGACCUGCGGACUCCAACCUCUCCGCGGCCGCGGUGGCGCUCUGGGCGGCCAGGCUGACCUCCUUCCUGUUCUACCGCGCCCUGCAGGUGGGUCGUGACGACAGGCUGGAGCGCACUUUGUCGACAACCAGCGGCGCGUUCGGCUUCUGGUUCAUCAGCUGGCUGUGGGGGUGGCUGACCGUGUUGCCGCACGCGUUGGGCGCCGCGUCGGCCGGCCCCCGCCCACGGCUGGGCCUCGGCGCCGUCGCUGCUGGCGCGCUCUACUUCUUCGGAGGGCAAGGUCCUCGGCGACUUCCAGAAAUGGUGGUUCAAGCAGGAGACCCCCUCAACAAGGGCAAGUUCUGCGACGUCGGGCUCUGGAGCUUCAGCCAACACCCCAACUACUUCGGUAAUCUGUGCCUCUGGCUGGGCAUCUUCCUGCUCAACGUCCCGGUCCUGCAUGCCCAGGGGGCGGCGGCGGCGGCGGGCGGCAUCGCGGACAGCAGCCUGGCGCACCGCGCGCUCGCCGCGGCGUGGGCUGGCCGCAGGGUGCUCCUCGGCGCCGUCGGGCCGCUGUUCCUGGGGGCGCUCUUCUUCGCCCAGGAGACCUCGCGAGCGGCUCCCUCACCAACACGGUCAAGCUAG